Cantharellus anzutake is the source of this 918-nucleotide messenger RNA. RefSeq names its product kinase-like domain-containing protein. The transcript is spliced from 6 exons. The record is from RefSeq and is a predicted model, not a curated record. Gene Ontology annotation, biological process: regulation of cytokinesis; mitotic spindle organization; protein phosphorylation. The coding region runs from base 1 to 918 and encodes 305 amino acids. Gene Ontology annotation, cellular component: spindle microtubule; chromosome passenger complex; spindle midzone. Lineage: Eukaryota; Fungi; Basidiomycota; Agaricomycetes; Cantharellales; Hydnaceae. Gene Ontology annotation, molecular function: protein kinase activity; ATP binding.
AUGGCAAUGCCUCUACACACUGGGUCUUCACAGCCAAUUCCCCCCACCCCACCAAUGUGUUCCAACACAGACAGUGGGGUAGCCACAGCUGGAAGUACGGAAUGGUAUCACCCUUCCAUCGCCACAGUUAGACUCCAGGAAAUGUUCUCAUUUCUGACCUUGGAUGGAUUUACAUUUGUAAUCAAUUCAACAUUCGCUCCCUUCCUCCAAGUCCGUCACAUCCCUCGGCCCCAAGAAAUCACCCUAUGGCGCAAAGUCUACAUUCUUACAAGCUCCAAGGGCCCCUACAGCAUUCAACCACUACACUACAAGAUGCCCCCACAGUACCAGCACCUUCCACCCCAUAUCAGGUGGAAAGUCAACAACACUGGUGAACUUAGCACCUUCUCCAGCAAAGCUGUGGAGACUCUCAGUUGCGCAUCUUCAACAAGCUCAUUGUACACCCCCAAUGCAUGGACAUUGGACUCGUUCGAAAUUGGCCAUCACCUUGGGAGGGGCGGGUUUGGACACGUCUACAUGGCUCGAACCAAGGAGGCUCCCAAGUUUAUUCUUGCCCUGAAAUGCCUGUACAAGGCUGAACUGAAAGAGGAACAUGACAAGGAGCAAUUGUGUCAAGAGCAGGGAAGUCAAGUGGUGGCUGUGUUGCAAUAUCUACAUAGCAAGCAUGUCAUCCACCAUGAUAUCAAGCCUGAAAAUCUUCUCCUUGGUCUUGAUGGAGAGGUGAAGAUAGCCGAUUUUGGAUGUAGUGUCCAAGCAAACAGUAAUUGCCAGAUGACAUUCUGCAGCACUCUCGAUUACAUGGCCCCUGAAAUGGUUGCAGGGGAACCCUGCAUGGAGAAAGUGGAUCACUGGGCACUGCACAUCUAUUUGAGACAGGAAGACCAGAACUGGUGCCUGCUCUCAGUGUCACAUCUAUAA